Messenger RNA from Salvelinus sp. IW2-2015, 741 nucleotides. RefSeq names its product polymerase (DNA directed), delta 1, catalytic subunit (gene pold1). Gene Ontology annotation, cellular component: delta DNA polymerase complex. Gene Ontology annotation, biological process: nucleotide-excision repair, DNA gap filling; DNA-templated DNA replication; DNA replication proofreading. Gene Ontology annotation, molecular function: DNA-directed DNA polymerase activity; 3'-5'-DNA exonuclease activity. The record is from RefSeq and is a predicted model, not a curated record. NCBI's taxonomy places the organism in Eukaryota, Metazoa, Chordata, Actinopteri, Salmoniformes, Salmonidae.
AUGCACAUCACCAUGCGCUCUCUCUCAUCCUCUCACCACAAGGAUGACGUAUGCCCCGCCUGUCCCCCUCUCCUCCGCCUCCAUAUCGGCUUCUUCGAACACAGGGCGAGUUCCUCCUCGAAGUACGACGGGCUGUCUUCCAAAUCCCCGCCAGUUUUCCCACGCUUGGCCUGGGACGCCCCGCCCCUCGACGGACCGCUACUCCGCCUUUUAGCAUCCAUGUGUCCUACAGGAGACAUCAGUGGACCAACGAUUAGACACAUGGAUGCUAAAAGGCGGAGUAGCGGUCCGRCGAGGGGCGGGGCGUCCCAGGCCAAGCGUGGGAAAACUGGCGGGGAUUGGGAAGACAGCCCGUCGAUCUUCGAGGAGGAACUCGCCCUGUUCGAAGAAGCCGAUAUGGAGGCGGAGGAGAGGGAAGGACAGGCGGGGCAUGACGUCAUCCCUGUUGGUGACCUGUUCUCUGCUGACCUCAACCCCCGAUGGCGUCGGCCGCAGGCCGCCCCUCUUAACCCGGACUCUGACACCCUGGUCUUCCAACAGAUCGACCUCGACUACUAUUUAGGGGCUGUUGUGGCUGGCAUGCCAGGUCAGUCUCAGGGGAAUGUACCAAUAAUCCGCAUGUUCGGGGUGACUGACAGCGGGAACAGUGUGUGCUGCCACGUGCACGGCUUUGCCCCCUAUUUCUACAUCCCUGACAGAGAGAUAAAUGGUGUAGAGCAGUAUCAUGGCACAAGAGGAUGA